Messenger RNA from Phytophthora sojae, 1032 nucleotides. RefSeq lists its product as hypothetical. NCBI's taxonomy places the organism in Eukaryota, Oomycota, Peronosporomycetes, Peronosporales, Peronosporaceae. The annotation marks the transcript as partial. The transcript has 4 exons. Gene Ontology annotation, molecular function: protein binding. The record is from RefSeq and is a predicted model, not a curated record.
GCAGCAGCACGUGGAGAUUUGGAAACCUUAAAAUGGGUCGCUGAGUGCUAUUUACCUGGAGAAGUCCUCACAGAUGUCGUCACUGCAGCUGCAACCAACGGCUACUUGCACAUUUUGCAGUGGCUGUGGGGAACCCACCGAAGGCGAGGCUGCUGGGGGGGGGGGGGGGACCAUUCGAAAUCGCCACCAGGACGUAGUGGACUGGCUACGAGAAAAUGUUGCGCUUCGAAACGAUGGCUUCACGAAAACACUCAAGCUCGCUGCACCGUGUACGCCAUGAUUGGAGCUGCUGGCAAUGGACAUCUUGAAAUGGUGCAGUGGCUCCAUGCCAACUACACGGAAGGGUGUACCCCGUUAGCCAUGCACCUGGCAGCAGGACGCGGCCAUCUUGAUGUGGUGCAGUGGCUCCACGCUAAUCGGCUGGAGUGUUGCCUGCGAGAUACAAUACAAACCUGUGCGGCUUGUGGCAAGCUAGACAUGGUCAAGUGGUUGUAUGCUAACCGGAGUGAAGCCUUCAACCUUCGAAGAACUAUGGAAGAUGCUACUGCACACGGUCACUUAGAUGUUGUGCAGUGGUUGCACGACAAUUUCGAUGAUGGAUGGACCACAGCCGCCAUGGAUAACGCUGCUGAAAAUGGUCACCUGGAUGUCGUGAAGUGGCUGCAUGAGCACCGCCAAGAAGGGUGUACAACCUAUGCGAUGGAUGCUGCAGCUACGAAUGGACACUUGGAGGUGGUAAAAUGGCUGCAUGCCAGUCGAGAGGAGGGCUGCACUACGGAUGCACAUCUGAAAGCGUCCCCGAUUCAUCUCGAACGAGUAGAGAUUAUCGAGUGGCUGGUUGAACGUGCUCCAAGUAUGCUGACUGGGAGUACUCUUGUCAUCAAUACCUGGAAUUGGUACCUUCGCGACUAUCUUCGGCUGCGUCAGUGGCGGGUAGUCGACCGUAACUACUCUACGUUGACGCUGCGAAAACAGGCUUCUAGCGACCGAAGGGACCAUGGUCUCAGUGCGGCGUCAUUUGUUUUAAACUAA